Spirodela intermedia is the source of this 1388-nucleotide messenger RNA. NCBI's taxonomy places the organism in Eukaryota, Viridiplantae, Streptophyta, Magnoliopsida, Alismatales, Araceae. The record is from the annotation of a GenBank genome assembly.
AUGGCCGCCGCCGUCCUCCCCUCCUCAGCGUUCUCCUGCCGGCGCCGCCCCGGAAGCUUUUCUCAUGGCGGACAGUUACUGCGGACCAACCUCCGACGCCUCACCCUCCCGGCGGCGCCACCGUCUUCUCCGGGGACGGCGGUCAGACUACGCCGUUUCCGCGAGGGACGCAGAGGGAUCUCUUGCGUCGGGGCCUCGGAAGGGUCGCCGGCUGAUAUCCUCGGUGGGUUUCACUCCUCUGUGAACGGCAAGGACAUGAAGACGCUGGGGGAGCUCUGGUCUGACGACUGCCUCCUCGAGGACCUCUCCAUCUCCUCCAGGCCAUUUCAAGGAAGGAAGGUAACUCGCCGGAGCAAUCCCACUGGGCAACGACCACCGCUGAAACAGACCUCCACUGGGCGGUGCAGGAGGUGAUGGGCUUCUUCGGGAAGCUGACGGAAGCCAUGGGGGAGAACGUCAAGCUGGUCCUGGAGGUCAUCCACGAGGGGAAGCCAACGACGGCAGAGGAGGCGGCGGCGGCGGCGGCGGCAGUUUGGCAUCUGGGUAGCGACCACCAGAGAAAUCGAGAUCUUCUUUGUCCUUCCAUGUCUCCUUCUUCCUUACUUUCCCUUUCUCUCUAUUCUCUCAUUGCCACCCGUGCUCACCCGUUUUGCAGAGUGGAAAGGGGAGAGGAUACCCUUCACCAGGGGGUGCGGCAUCUAUGAGUUCUCCCAGGAACCCGGCGGCGGCAGCCUGCGGAUUAGGUAAAGAGGCCUCUGGUUUCCAUCAAAUAUGGAUUCAAACUGUUCAAUCCCGCUGAAUCCUCCAUUCCCUGCUCCGGCUGGUGCAGGAAAGCUCUUGUGGCCGUUGAGUGGCCACUCAAGGCCGGGGGUCUCACCGUGGUAAGCAUCCCUGUUCAUCCUCUUUCGUCCCCACUCAAGCAUGGGGACCUCCAUGAACCUCACCUUCAUCUGACCAUGGUUUCAGGAAGUGUUGAAGAUCAUUACCUCUACCUUCGACAGGUUCCCUCUCCUCGCUGAGGGUAAGAAUAAUUCUUCCCUUGGAAUUAAUAAUUAUAAUAUACCGAAUUUCAGAUAAAAGUUGAGGUUAUUAGGCCCGUGUGUUUGACCAUCGACCCAUACUUCACAGGAAGACAUAUUUUUAUAAAGCAGGAUUACAUACUUAUUAUACUAUCUUAAAAUGAGAUUAUUCUAACGAUUGCUCAUGCGGCAGAGUUCUUGAAGAAAUCCAGUGCCAUCGGUCAACUCGUGAUGAGCAUCUACAAGAAUUGGGUCAAGCCACUGAUCCUCCCGCUCUUAUUGUCCUAUACUGGCAUGUGGGCACACGCUAUGAAGACCUUGCAGCGUUUGGCUCGCAUCCUUCUUGGAAUAUUGAGGAAGCUCAUGUGA